Molecule: messenger RNA, 1845 nt
Organism: Megalops cyprinoides (Indo-Pacific tarpon)
Lineage: Eukaryota; Metazoa; Chordata; Actinopteri; Elopiformes; Megalopidae
Product: acyl-coenzyme A thioesterase 1-like
Exons: 3
Coding region: 19-1353 (444 amino acids)
Biological process (GO): acyl-CoA metabolic process; fatty acid metabolic process
Molecular function (GO): fatty acyl-CoA hydrolase activity
Source: RefSeq, a predicted model, not a curated record
ACAUUUGCCGCUACAGCGAUGGCCUUGAGACGCUUUGGAGCUUGUCACAAAAAAUUGAGCCAGUAUUUGUCUUUUACAAUCGCCAGUAUGAGUUCACAGGUAUCCAUACGGCUUCUCCCCAGUUCCAGGUGUCUAUUCGAUGAAGCCGUGCUGAUAAAAGUACGAGGACUUGCCCCGGAGCAGCGAGUUGAUCUGACGGCAAAACUCACCGAUGACAAAGGCGUACUUUUUAAGUCUUCGGCCGCGUACAGGGCGGACCUAAGCGGGGAGAUAGAUUUAGGCAGCGCUCCCGCUUUGGGCGGCAGUUACACAGGAGUUGAACCUAUGGGUCUGUUCUGCUCCUUGAAACCAGAAACUCCACACGCAAAACUGCGAAAGACUGACGUGUUAAGCCCGUGUUUUGUCGACAUUGAGGUACGCAGCAGUGAGAAUCGGGAACAAGUACUCGCUAGAGAGACCAAUGAGAGAGGAUUCAUGAUAGAGGGGAUGCGUAGAGUACCUGUGGAAGAUGGAAGAGUACGGGGUAUACUCUUUCUGCCACCUGGGCCAGGGCCGUUCCCAGGUGUGGUGGAUAUGUAUACUUUAGGAGGGGGCCUGUCUGAAAUACGUGCAUGCCUGCUGGCCAAGCAGGGCUUUGCGAUUUUAUCUCUGGCUUACUACAGGUACAAGGACCUGCCCAAAUUGCCCAACAAGUUCGAUCUGGAAUACUUUGAAGAGGCCAUAAUGUUCCUGAGGAGACAACCUGAGGUCAGAGAAUCUGGGCUAGGUAUCUUAUCCAUCUCUAAGAGUGGUGAUCUAGCACUGUCUAUGGCAUCGUUCCUGCCUGGAGUCUCAGCCACAGUGUGCAUCAAUGCCUGCUGUGCGAAUACCAUGUUGCCCCUCCACUACAAAACCAUGGUCAUCCCACCCCUUAACACUGACCUCACAAGUGUAAAGGUCACAGAGUCUGGACUCCUGGAUGUCAGGGAAGUCCUGGUAGACCCCUUGGCAGAGGAGAACCGGGGAUCCCUCAUUCCCAUCGAGAGAGCAAACUGCAGGUUUCUCUUCGCGGUGUCGGGGGAGGACAGAAACUGGAAGAGUGACUACUUUGCAGAGCAGGCUAUCAAGCGCCUAAAGGAUCAUGGGAAGGAGAGCUGGGAGAUGGUGAGCUAUCCAGAAGCAGGCCACUUCCUGGAUGUCCCCUACAUGCCACACUGUGGCUCGUGCAUGCACGCUGCUGUGGGCCGGGUUGUGGUGUUUGGAGGUGAUCCCUGUGCUCACUCCAAAGCACAGGUGGACUUGUGGGAGAGGAUCAUGUGCUUUUUUAGGAAGCACCUUGAGAGUGGGACAUCCUCUCAGAAAGCCAAGCUCUAAUCAGGUCCAACUAUCAGGAAAAAAAUCUUUUGCUAAGAUAACAAGGAAAAAGCAAUAAACUAAUAAAUAAACUAAAUGGGAAAAACUGAACUGUUUUGUACAUACUGUUUGUAAACUCUUGAAAAUCUUGACAGAUUAAAGAAGUGGGUUUAACUGGAUGUAUCCUGGGUUUCUUUGGGUAUAAAUAUUGAAAUAGUGGUUGAUUCCUGAGUGUGAACAGGCAGACUAUUCCAUAAUUGUGGGGCUCUGAAGGAGAAGGCCCUGCUGCCUGUUUUAGUUAUCUUGAGACUCUGAGCUAGCAAUGUCUUGUGAUGGAAGCAGCCUUGGAAGGUUAUACAGAGAUAAUAGUAAUGUUAAAUGUCUAUUUAACAUUUCAUAUAUUAAGAGCAAUGCCUUAAACUCAGCCUAGUACCUAAUGGGUAGCCAAUGGAGUGAAGACAAGACAGGUGUAGUAUGAUCACAUUUUCUGUUAUUAUUUUGUGAUAAUUCUGA